AUGGCCAAGUGUCCCAAGUGCACCAAGGAGGUUUACUUCGCUGAGCGCAAGACCUCCCUCGGCAAGGACUGGCACGCCUCGUGCCUGCGCUGCAACCACUGCAACAAGGUCCUGGCUCCCGGCUCCCACGCUGAGAACUCCGGCCAGCCCUACUGCCACAACCCCUGCUACUCCAAGCUCUUCGGCCCCGGUGGCUUCGGUCGCGGCGGUGCCGAGUCCUACCAGGCCUUCGGUGGCUCCUCUUCCCCCCAGUAA
Molecule: messenger RNA, 255 nt
Organism: Fonticula alba
Lineage: Eukaryota; Rotosphaerida; Fonticulaceae
Exons: 2
Coding region: 1-255 (84 amino acids)
Source: RefSeq, a predicted model, not a curated record